AUGGCGCCACGGUUGACGUUUAUGGACCUUUCGGUCGAUCUGAAGACGUUGAUAGUCCAGCAUAUCAACCGCCCAACCGACCUCAAGAACCUCUGCCUCACCUGCAAACAACUCCACGAGAUCACCGUCCGCCAACUCUACUACGAAGUAACCCUUGACGUCGGUUCACCCCACGACACGCGCCUCGCAGCCUUCCUCAACCCCAAGAACAUCGGCCUACAACAUGUCCGGAAGCUAGACCUCUACCUCGCAGAUGUCCUGGACAAAUGCAACCAGCAGCAACAAGCCAACUUUGCUAUUCGCAUGAUCUUGGAGUUGCUACCAGAGAACCAGCUGGAGAAAUUCUCGUGGCACCCGUGGUCGCCGUUCUCUGGAGACAACCUGGUGCUGCUGUACAAGAAGCAGAAGCGCAUGCGGUGGAUGGAAAGCAUUUCGCUGGAUCGCAAUGUACUGCCAGAACUACAGAAGCUGCCGAAUAUCGAAACGUGUUUCCAGGAAGUACGGAAGCUUGGACUAUACCCAGACUCACGCGAAGUGCUGGACUUUUGUCACUUCCUGUUGAAGAAUGUGGCUGGGCGCAAGCUGGAGAAGAUCACGCUGCAUGCGAGCUUCGAUGAGAUGGAUCCGACCGUUACUAUGCGCGAGCUGAAUGAUACGGUCAAUGCGCCUGGACUCAUUACUUCGACCAUGUUCAGCCAUAUGCAGCCGUUCGCAAAGUGCACGCCGAUCACACUCAAUGAAAUAACGCUACAAAAGCUUCAUCUGCGCUAUGCUUCGGAAACAUACUGCAAGUUGAUUGACUUCCGGUCUAUCAAGAGCAUCCGCAUCUUCGGCUGCUCUGGUGCUGAUGCUCUCUUUGCAGAGCUCAGCAAAAGCUCGAAGCUGCCCGACAAGCUGGAGACACUGGAGUUCAAACACGAUGAUAACGCAGAAAACGACGGCUUAGGCGCUAUCGACGGCUUCCUCGUUCUCGUCUCGGGUAUCGAGACGCUCACUCUUGACCUCACUUACGUCAAGGCCUUACCAGCCGCCGCCGGCAUCGUGCGCCACAGCAAAACACUCAAAAGCCUCAACGUACACGCGAGCACCGGUCCCGACAGCUGCGACGAUGAGCUCGUCUACGACUACGCCUCCUUCUCACAGAUCUGCAAAGACUGCACACUGCUGGAGCAGAUCUCUGUGGCCUUUCCCGGCGUGAGCGUCAUCCGCAGCAAGAACGACAGCUUCGUCAACUUCGAGAACUGCCUUGGCGACUUGCGCAAUCUGGCGACUCUCAAUAUCACCACCUGGCCUACCAACAGCCCUUCAUCGACUAAGCUACCACGCAAGAUCUACGAACACUUGCUUGCUGGCUUGGCACAGCAGGGCUUCGACCGCAGCGCCGCCCAUGCGAAGGAGAAGGAUAGGAGUUCGAAGUUGGGUAUCAUCGCGUUUGGUUCGUCGGAUAAGGUGUACGACCGCGAGGAUAGCCAGAACCAGAUUAUCUUUGUCAAAGGCCGUCAAAUCGACCCACUCGGUAACGAAACCUCGACGGCGGUGCAGAUCGGAUGGUGUUUGCGCAAAUUUAUCGACGCGGGUUCCAAGUCGGAUAUCUUGGACUUUUCGCUGUCGCGUAGUUCGCGGCCGCCAGCGAGGAGCUCGCCGGAUAGCGAUGAUAGCGAUUGA
Alternaria conjuncta is the source of this 1665-nucleotide messenger RNA. RefSeq lists its product as uncharacterized. The transcript has 3 exons. Bases 1 to 1665 code for a protein of 554 amino acids. Lineage: Eukaryota; Fungi; Ascomycota; Dothideomycetes; Pleosporales; Pleosporaceae. The record is from RefSeq and is a predicted model, not a curated record.